CAAAUCGGUAGACCACGAUUUGUGCUUGAAUAGAGGCGGCGUAUCUCGGCGUUCCGGCAUGGUUGCGCCGCCGUAUGGGUUUGUAGUGGUGGAGGUGAAGUAAAUGAAACCGGAGCGUAUAUAUAGUUGGGCUGAGCUGGACCGCCGUUGGUCUGAGUAGCAAGAGAGUGACUGGAAUAUUCGAAGGACGUGGAUUUCAUGUCGAAUGAAAUUGUGUGCUCGUGGGCCCCAUGCUCCAGAUCUUCGGAUACUUUGCCGUGAUCAACGGGGACAAACCGACGAACAAGGGGCGCACAAUCACACUGCUAGGUCUGCAUCAGAUCCCUCAAACGAUGAUUGAUACGAGUAAGUCUCAAACGGAAACAAACCGCUACUCAUCAGAUUGUAUUGUUGCCAGUUAUGUUUAUAUCCGUUGAAUAUGUAAUCGAAGACGGCACUUCAGUCUGCGUCUCCCCGACUCCCAGCAGAUCGUUGUCGACAUCACCAUAGCUAUCCUAACUCGGGAGUUUGAUCUUCAAGGCUUAUUAAGAUUUUAGAAUAACCAGAUUAUUUUUGAAGGCUUCAUCUAUUAUGAUAUUAUCUAAAGGCGUUUGCUCUGUGAACAAGAAUCGCGUCAUUAAUAAAUGAAGACAUUCUGUAGAUGUGGGUAAUCUCCAACGCAACCGCAAGAGGGAGAUUGCGUCGACUCGUCCUAAUUCACGCAAAGGCAAAGGUAAAGCGCGGGCCGAGUCUUCUUUUCAAAGUCGAGAUGAUUUUGAAACGGAUUACCAACGGAGAGAUGAUAUGAUGAUGUCCGACGAGCAUCUACAAAACCUAUUGUCCCAAAACGAUCCACGCUUUGCACAAGAACAACCCAUCCCGACAACCAUUGAUGAAGAGGAGCUCGAGGAUGACGAUGCGGAGGAGGACGCGGGGGGCGACGGGACUCACGGCACCCCGGAUGAUGAGCAAGACUUGGAGGACGAGGGCGGUUCAACCCAAACUGGUAAGAAAUCUAAAUCUCCUAUUAUUGAAAACAAUUUUACAAAAAGGAAAGACAAAAAUACCAAAAAAUGGUACGCAAGUUGCAAUCAUUGCGGCAAAGAGUAUAGCUUGGGAACUUCUGGCGGAUACGGGAGUCUCACAAGGCAUCUUAAGUCCGCCCAUCUUGUGGAGUAUGCGAAAAUAGACAAGGGCAAGGGGAAGCAAACACAAAUAUCGAGGUUUGCAAAUUCUCAACCCUUUGGUAAUUUCUCCUAUGAUGAUCAAAAACAUUUGACUGGUAUGUCUCAUUUAAUUGUUGAAGAAAAUUUACCCUAUAUUUUUUCCGAAAGUCUUGCUUUAAGAGAUUAUGCU
Molecule: messenger RNA, 1335 nt
Organism: Cuscuta epithymum
Lineage: Eukaryota; Viridiplantae; Streptophyta; Magnoliopsida; Solanales; Convolvulaceae
Source: the annotation of a GenBank genome assembly